Molecule: messenger RNA, 1865 nt
Organism: Medicago truncatula (barrel medic)
Lineage: Eukaryota; Viridiplantae; Streptophyta; Magnoliopsida; Fabales; Fabaceae
Product: protein S-acyltransferase 18
Exons: 9
Coding region: 133-1650 (505 amino acids)
Biological process (GO): peptidyl-L-cysteine S-palmitoylation; protein targeting to membrane
Cellular component (GO): endoplasmic reticulum; Golgi apparatus
Molecular function (GO): protein-cysteine S-palmitoyltransferase activity
Source: RefSeq, a predicted model, not a curated record
CAUCGAGCCAAACAUGAUUUGGCAUAGAGCGGGAUUGAGUUCAAUUUUGAAAACAGAAUACGACCGUUGAGUUGACGAGAAAGAGCAAAACAAACUCAAAAAACGAUAACACAUUUCAAUUUCAUAGACACUAUGAGACGCCAUGGUUGGCAACGUCCUCUUCAUCCUUUACAGUUUGUAGGCAUGGGAAUUUAUAGUUUCCUGGUGGUGUGUUUCUAUACUUUCCUCGGACUUUUCCUCGGAAAUCGAACUGCUGAGAUAACACUCACCUCCAUAUUUUCCUUCAUGGCAAUCUCAGUUAUGUUUUUGUUUGUGAGGUGUACGGCAAUUGAUCCUACAGACAGAACCAGUUUCAAGAAGAAGAAGAAAAAAGCCAAAAGGAAUGCAAUUCCUAAGCUUAACUAUGGAUUCAUUAUUGGUCAGAUUGUGGUGAGGUUUUUCAGGAGGGUGGAAAAGAAAUUGCUUAGGACUUUCAUUCAGAGAAAGUACCUUGAUCCGUUGAAGACGAGUGCACAAGUGGAGCCUCUUCUCCCAUUUCCAUUUGUUAUGAAAGAUGAUGACGAUGCUGUUGUCCCUGAUCUUAAAGAGGACGACAUCUCAUUUUGCACACUUUGUGAUUUUGAGGUGAAAAAGCAUAGUAAGCACUGCAGAACUUGUAAUCGUUGCGUUGAAGGGUUUGAUCACCAUUGUAGGUGGUUGAAUAACUGUAUCGGGAAAAAGAACUACACAACGUUCUUUCUUUUGAUGAUUUUCGUCCUGUUAAUGCUUAUCAUUGAAGGAGGGACUGCAAUUGCGAUAUUUAUCAGGUGCUUUGUGGAUAAGAGGGGAAUAGAAAAGGAGCUUCACAGGAAGCUUUUUCUAGAGUUUCCAAGAGGACUUCUGGCCACCAUAUGUGUGUUUCUUCUAUUAUUGACAGCUUAUAGUUCAGCUGCAUUGGGGCAACUUUUCUUCUUUCACGUUCUCCUAAUACGAAAGGGGAUGAGGACCUAUGACUAUAUUCUGGCAAUGAGAGAAGAGAAUGAAGCCAUGGAAUUGGAAUCAUUUGAUGAUUCUGACCUUUCAUCAGAUGACAGCAUUGAUUUUGACUCACCUGAAAAGCCAACACUAAUGUCAAGGAUUUUAUGCAAAGGACAGAGCUCACCUAGGUUGUCUAUCAAGAUUGAACGGGAUACCGAACCUUCCCCUUUGAUCAACACAAAAAGGUUUCACGUAAGCAUUAACCCUUGGAAACUCGUAAAGUUGACCAGAGAAAAAGCUCUACUUGCAGCUGAGAAAGCGAGGGAAAGGCUCGUGCGAGAAAGACCAAUGAGGGAGCACAGUUCAUUAAGACCUCUUCCAUUGGAGACAAAAUGCGGACCAUUGACGAAUGCGGAUAAAAAUAUUGGCAAUGAGGGAUCUGGGUCAACACCUUUUAUAGCAAAAGGAGAACUUCAUGUAUCACCAUCAAGGCUUUCAAGUCCUAGAAGAAGAUUUUCUGCAGGCACACCAUCGGUAUUCUCUAGCAGCACCAUUGCAUCUCCACAAAACAAAUAUAGAAGCAGUUUUGACUUGAAGUUAGCAGGUGUGUCUAGGGAGCUUGAAACACAUAUUUCCAGGCAGGUUCUAUGUUCAGUUAUCAGCAAAGAUGGAAAUGAACCAUCCCCAAGAUGAUAGGCAUUGUAUUUUAUAUAAAUUGAGAACGAUUCUCAGUCUUAGAGAAAGAUUUGUUGAUAUGUCCAUUGUAUCAUAGUUUCCUUAUAAAUCAAAUUUAUACAUGGGAUUAUCAAUCUUUAUGUAACAUGAAUUUCUGUUUACUUUAAACAUAGGAUAAUUCCAAUGGACCUGUAAUUUUCAGAGGCAAUGCAAUCAUGAUACUUUUCCAGCUA